CACAGCUUCGCAGAUAAGUACGGAGGUGGUCGUCUAUUGGCUGUCCAGAAAAGGGUAGUUGAACGGAAGUCUCCGAAUGGGACACGAGUUGGGGGUCACCGCGGCUGAACUUACUCACCACUGCCGUCUACCACCAUUCAACGUCGUCCUCGUCGUCUUUGCCGUCGCCGGGACAUUGCAGACAACGUCGAGCUCUGUACCAAACAAAUUUCUAGAUUGUAACUUAGUUUCAUCCUUUGUUUCAUUCUUGUUCGCAUAACAGUAAACAACGCUGCCAUCCAACUUGGCUUUCUUGCUUUUCUUGCAGAGGCUGGGCGCUAUAUCCCGUCAAUUUCCUACUCUCACUCCUUUACUUUUUCUCUGAAGUCAAACCAAUAAAAUGGGUCAAACUCCAUCCAGGAUGCAGAUCCGUCGCAAUGGUCUUGCAAAGGCGAGAUCUGACAUGCCAUCCUCUGAAUCGCAGUCGUCGUCCGAACUUUCAACUUCCGUUCCCAAUCCUUCGUCGUCAUCUGUAUCAGAACCUCAAGCUGCAAGUAUCGCAGAAGCAAAGCGUAGUCGUCGUGCUUCCCUGCCGCACCGCCUCCUUUCAUCGCUUGCUCCCAAGACUUCGACUUCUGAAACUCCACGCACCCGUACAACCAGUUCGGCUACUCAGUCUUCCCAGCGCAAAAAAUGGCGACUUUCCCGACGCAUCUCUAAACCUCCAAUAGCCAAUGACAUCCCUAUUCGUGAGGUUGCAGAAUCUCAAGACGAACAAAGCAGAUCUCAAGAUUCUCCUGUGGAAGUAGAGAGCGGGAAGGGCAAGGCGAGGGAAGAUGAAGCUGUGGAUGACUUCCCGUCAGCCCCAGAAGCAUCGACAUCCCUCAGUCCACCUAUAGAAGCUGUGGCCUCAAUUACUUCGGGUGGAAGAUUUGUUGAACCGGAUUCUGAUAUCCCGUUUCAACCUAUCUCCACAGCUUCUCGACAGUGCUCGGAGGAAGAUCAGGAUGAAGUGGUCAUUGCUCCAAGUACCGAGUUGGUUGAUUCAUCCCCCCAAACACACGUAGUCCCGCCAUUAAAUCAGAGCGAAGGUCCGCCGUUCAUGCCCCCGAUUGCACCCGCUGGAUCUCAGCCUCCCUUUCCACCCGCGGGAACACUUGUUGUCGUACAAGGUGUUGUGCACACUACUGACGUGUCCCGCGCCUUGGAAGCAAACUCUGCCAACAAUAACUCGAACAAUCCGAAUUCCGUAAUCGAUGGUGGUUUGGAGCCUCCGGGCAUUGGCAGGUCACUUAUUUCACGCCAAAGAUCGUCUUCGACCCCCGGAGAUCGCAUGCGCAAUCGCUUGUCUGGAAUCUUACCGCGCCCCUCCAGCAUGCUGCCAUCUGUACCGCUUAUGUCAGAAGACGGUACAGCUGUUGACCGCACUGCUGCUGAUUAUCCUCAACAACCGCCCGUUGACACGCAGUCAAGUACGGCCACUUUGGCCGGGGGGACAGGCUCCAACACAGGAGGUGGUCCAGCAACCUCUGAAAUAUCUAACCCCGGUUCACUUUCCCCGAGUAGUAUUGAUGUAUUGGGAACAUUGCUCAGUGUAGCAGCAGCAGCAACGGCUGCUUCCCUUCUCACAGGCACUUCUGAGCCUAUCUUCUCUUCUGGGCUUGCGCCCUUAUCUCAGUCACCAAAUCAGCCUCCUCCUCAAAGUGUGUCCGACAGACCCCUAUCUCCUACGCCCACAGGUGAUGCUGGGCGGAUGCGUCAUGUCUGGAGCAGUUUACGCGACCGUCUUGGUCUACGCACGCCUGGAAUGGGAGCGUCUGGGACUGAUGAGGGUGCAGGUAGACCCAGUCCCCGUGACGCAUCGGGAGGAAGACCACCUGUAGUUUCUGGUGUGGCCAAUGCCAGCGCCGAAGCAGCUGCCGUCAAUGGGGGUGGGAUCAGUGACGUUCCCGUUAUGCCCCCACCUGGCAGCUUUGAGCGUUUCCUCAUUGAUCUUCAAUCGGAUCUAAGGGUUGCGCUUGCGCAAGAAAGUGUGCCUGCUGAUGCUGACACUGAGGGCGAUAACGAAGAUGUGGGUGAUGAAGACGGCCAUGAAGGCGAACAUCAUGAGGAGACUGGAGACGUACCAGAUGGCGCUAGUGACAACGAGUCUUUCGACACCGCCGCAUCCGACAUCGAUGAUAACAUGCCUGAACUUCAAAGCGUUUCCGAUGAGGCGUCUACUAUCUCUGACGCCCACACUGCCCGCGAGAGCCCAGGCACCAACGGUGAUGGUUUAGGAAAUGGCGGUGACCCUGAUUUGGAAAUUCGCAACGCCGCAGUCCGUGAUACCACAGCAACCUUGCCUCACGUUGCCCACGCUGAUACCCUUUCUGGAGAGGCGAGUACAGGCAUAGGGUCUCAAGAAGCUUCAUCUGGUUUCCACGGAGGGGCUGUAACAGACCCUCUUUCUUCUUUAUCAUCAGGACCUCCCCCGGGUGUGAGUUCUUUCACUGAGUCCUCAACUGCCGCACAAGAGUCUGAGACAGACAUGCCAUUCCGCCUUCCACGAUUCUCCCCCGGUUCUGCGUCGCGUACUGAGCACACACCUAUCAACUGGUGGCGAUUGUACCGUUUCCCCGCUAUCACCGCGCCUGCAAGUCGCAGUACGCAGGGGCCCACGAUCGUACAGCAAGGAUCUGCCCCACAACCACAACCACACGUGGACGACCAAGAGGGACAAAAUACAGGUGCUGCACCAGCAGCUCCCUCUCUUUCUUCUACUCCCUCAGAAAUGUCGGAUACUGCGCACGCAACGCUAGACGCUAACCUGAACGCUGGAGUACAGUCAAGUGACGGCAAUGCUAACGGUAAUGAGCAACGCAAUGUCGUUAUUCCCGUCAUCGUUGUGGGCUUGCAAUCAGUACACGCAGAACGUCAACCGCCUAUGCCUCCACACCCUCCUCACCACCUUCACCAUCCUCACGUUCAUCAUCAUCCAGCCGAUUUCGUGGACGAGCAUCACACAGAAGGAGAUAUGAUGGAUUUGGACUUUGGCAGUGAAUCUGGGAUGUCCCCAUCAACUACGGCCCCUACUGCUCCAUCAGAGUUUUCACCUGAGGAUACACGACAAUCUCGAGGUCGCUCGUGGCAGUCUCGUGCGGCAGAUGCCAUUCGUAAUUUACGUCCUGGUCGCAGAGCCACUGUGACAAGAAACCCCGCGACAGAAGUGCCUGGCUCAAGGACGUUCCUCAUUUAUGUCAUUGGUGGCUAUUACCCACCCGAUCACCAAAUCAUCACAGGCGGGAACUUGGAUUCCUUUGAAGCAUUGUGGGAACUGGCCGAGUUGCUCGGCCAAGUAAAACCACCUACUGUCUCCAAGGAGGAGAUCGCUAAGUCUGGACUUGAGGUCAUCAAGGCAGAUUCACUUGAGGAGUAUGCAAAGGACGGACGUGUCGCUAACAACUGCGUUGACCGGUGUCUCAUAUGUCUCGAUGACUAUGUGCCGGACGAGGACUUACGUGUGUUGAGCUGUAAACAUGCAUUCCACCAAGGUUGUGUAGAUAAGUGGCUCCAGACAGGAAGGAAUAACUGCCCUGCAUGCCGUUCGAAGGGCGUCGAAAAUGAGACUAGCCCAUCCGCCGAACCGUCCGCUUCGAGUUCAACCGCAAUGCCCCAGCCAGCAGCUGCGUGAUGGUGCGCAUUCUUUAUUAAGCGGUAUUUUCUCUUGCACCAUCUUCCCUUCAUCUCGAUCGUCACAAACUUGUCUUGCGAUGCAUGUAGCAAUUUCAUCCUUUCAUCCUUGUUUUUCCAGCCUAUUAUAAUGCUGCUGAGUAUCAUCCGUCCAUACAACUUAUCAAAAUCACCCGCUAUCAUUUGUACUGUACGACA
This is a messenger RNA of Suillus paluster, 3849 nucleotides long. RefSeq lists its product as uncharacterized. The transcript has 9 exons. The record is from RefSeq and is a predicted model, not a curated record. Lineage: Eukaryota; Fungi; Basidiomycota; Agaricomycetes; Boletales; Suillaceae. Gene Ontology annotation, molecular function: ubiquitin protein ligase activity. Bases 380 to 3652 code for a protein of 1090 amino acids.